AUGGCACGCUCGGAACUAUCCGAGCUUGAGGCUCUCGCUGCAACAUGCCUCGUCCAAGCAGGUGCCAUCACCCAAGCUACUAAGGCUUCCGCACUUUCGAACGGCCAUGCAACUUCGCCAUCUACGGAGGCUGAGUUGCGCAAUCUUCGCCUGUCCAUGCUAGAAUCUGUUCAAAGGCUCUUGCAGAUGGUCACGCCGCCAGAGUUCGUGUUGACGCAAGGCCUCUCAGGUAGUAUCAUGGACCUGACGGCGUUGAGGUAUAUCAAUCGCUUCUCGGUCGCCAAAGGUGUCCCAGCAGAAAGCACUAUAUCGUAUUCCGCAUUAGCAGGCAAGCUAGGCGUCGACGAGUCUCAACUCAAACGAGUCCUUCGAUACGCUAUGACAAAGGGUAUCUUCGCAGAAGACCGAGGAGCUGUUGCACAUACAACAACAUCUCGACUACUUCUGAAGGAAGGCAUCGCCACAUGGAGCAGGUAUUCUAGCGACAGAGGCUGGCCGAUCGCGAGCCGGUUUAACGAUGCCAUUGACAAAUGGGGUCAUGGUGCACAGGAACCGAACCAGACAGCGUUUAAUCUCUUCAAGGACACGACACUUUCGAUGUUUGACUACCACGAGCAGCACCCGGGGUUCGGUGCUGACUUCCACAACGUCAUGCAACAGUUCACCAAAACUGCACCCAUGUCGCACAAGCACAUCAAGGCUGCAUUCGAGUGGAGCAGUCUGUCUCACGCGAAGAUUGUCGAUGUUGGAGGCAGUCUCGGCCACGGCAGCAUUGCAAUUCUUGAAGAGAAUCCCACCCUCACUUGCAUCGUACAGGACCUUGCCAAGACUGUCGUGCAGGCCACCGACCCGGCGACUUCGAUCGUCCCCGCUUAUCUGGCAGAUCGCAUCUCCUUUCAAGAGCACAGCUUCUUCGACCCGCAACCAGUGUCAGCGGACGUUUACUUUUUGCGAAUGAUUUUCCACGAUUGGGCAGAUAAAUAUGCAAAGACGAUACUCCAGAACUUGCUGGUCGCCAUGAGACCGGGCGCGAGAAUUCUGAUCAUGGAUUAUGUGACUUUGCCCUUUGGCACGUUGGAUAUUGUUGAUGAGCGCCGUAUGAGAAUGCGCGACAUGCAGAUGAUGGUGAUGCACAACGCCCUGGAGCGUGACGAAGGUGAAUGGAGGAAGUUGCUCUUGGAAACUGAUGCACGGCUGAAGCUGGUCCAGAUUCGAAAGCCUGCUGGCAGUGCGCUGUCACUGCUGGAAGUUGUGCUGGAUGAUCGGAGGGAUUCUGUAUUGCAAGCAUAA
Messenger RNA from Cladophialophora carrionii CBS 160.54, 1290 nucleotides. RefSeq lists its product as uncharacterized. The transcript has 2 exons. The coding region runs from base 1 to 1290 and encodes 429 amino acids. Gene Ontology annotation, molecular function: O-methyltransferase activity. The record is from RefSeq and is a predicted model, not a curated record. Lineage: Eukaryota; Fungi; Ascomycota; Eurotiomycetes; Chaetothyriales; Herpotrichiellaceae.